This is a messenger RNA of Lactuca virosa, 291 nucleotides long. The record is from the annotation of a GenBank genome assembly. NCBI's taxonomy places the organism in Eukaryota, Viridiplantae, Streptophyta, Magnoliopsida, Asterales, Asteraceae.
AUGGCUGGCCUACUGUACAUGGAAGCCGUGCAAGAUAAGGCUCACUCCAUUCCAUUUCUCUUUCUUUCUCUAUUAUCUGCUGGUUACCAGCUCUUUUCUUCCUCAUCACUUGCCUUUGUUGAAUCGUUGUUACCUUCUUCAAGAUUCGAUAGAAAUGAUGCCUGGUUAUGGGUUUUGUUCGUCUAUGUAGAACAGCUAUGUUAUUGCCAUAAUCUUCAUCUUUUACCUUCAUCUGUGGUUAUUAGAUUCAACGAAGAAAGACGUCUGGCCAUGGAUUUCCUUCAUCGUUGA